AACAUGAAAAGCAAUCAAACGUUUAUUAAACGAUGUAGCUGCACCGUGAAAACCGUACAGUCGGGAACGACAGCGUGACUCCUGAGACGAGGAUUCCUCGAACGUUAGAAUUUCCCUUUGUCGUUGGUUCCAUGCUUCGCACGGAAAAAAACUUUGACCCCAGUUAUGAAUGAACCACUGCCGAGCGAUAGUGGUGACUGCUAGCCACUUAGUGCCGUGCCGACGGAGUUGCCGUGUUUGUGUGUGCCUAGCCGACCACCUCUUGUACCUAAUCGACUACAUUCGUGCGUGCCAGGGAACAUAUUGUAAGAUGUGAUUUUGUCUCAUGGCGAGGGAGCCUUCGUCGUGAGAUCUACUGUGCUCUUCCCGUACGGAGCACUUCGUUCCGAGUAUAGUACGGUCCGCGGGUUACGUAAAUUCGUAAAAAAAGAACGGAUAUAUCGGAAAACCGAACGACGUUACAGUAAAGUCCCGUGAAACGAGAAAUAAUAAAAGGAGAGGAGAGCGAGCGAAACGUGCGUAAAACGUCGAAAUGAGGAAGGCAGCGUUUGAUAAAGUUAGUAACGUGCAGAGAAACAUUUCGACAUACGAAUCGUACGGUAUUGCGUCCGGAAACUCGAAGGAUGCUGAGUAUCGGUACAACAGCGUGAAUUAUAGCAACGCGCAGGAGAAGAGCUUUCUGCAACGGAGCAUUUCCGCGGAUAAUGUUGUAAUACGUUCACGAGGUUUCAAACCCUCCGAUAGACACGACCCCGUGAAGAGGAACUUCCUUGAGCAUCUGACUACAAAGAUAUUACACUUCGACAUGGAGAGCAACAGCAGCACUCCGGUGAACCUGCAGAAACUGCUCACCCCCGCCUCGGACUCGGAGGGGAUCGUGCAAUCGAAGAACAGGAAAAUGUUUGCCUCCUCGUAUUUUUAUGCACCGACGCACCCGACGGUCGAGGACCAGGUGGAGCUCGCCCGGCGAAUCUCGCACUCGUUGAGCGACGUGAAAAACAUGAAAAGCAAAGGGCAAUCGAUGUACGUGAACAGGAAGAAACGAUCCGUGAAAUGGAUACACGACGGUAACGGUAUGGAGGAUAUGGAAGAGCCAUCAACCCCUGCCCAUAGGGAUAAAAUUCCAUUGAAAUGCAUGAUGAACCCGCAUGGGAAAGUGUUGGAUAUACAUGGCAUCCAAGCCCUGGGCGAGGAAGUGAACAUCGAACCGAUGCCGAAAAACCCCGAGAAACUUUUUAAUAUCGUUCGUGACCUGAACACUCAGAAAGGCCGCGGUGCCGAGAUAUUUGCGAAGCGCAGGAAAAGGUCUGAGAAAUGGGUGGUGGACACUGAUCAACCGCAAACGCCCGGCACGCCAGGAAUGCCGAAAACACCGAUGUACCCGAGGAAACAGGAAAUGAACGGCAACUCGAAGUUCUCGUCCGCGCCGUUCUCGCCACUCGCGGCCGAGCCAUUCGACGAGAAACCGUUUUACAACCCCUUUACCGUGGACUUGUCUCUGAACGAUACAAAUCCGCCCACAACAGACAGGAAUCAAUACCGGUGCAACGGUAAAGAGUGCAACCACUUAACCGAGGUGAAAAAGAUUUAUCUGCGGGAAGUGGCUGUCGGCACCGACAACGAUUUCCCUCACGAGAAAUAUCGGUCGUCGGUCGUCGAGAAAUCACGGCGGACCGCUUUGGAACCUAACAACGAGCGGUAUAGCAAUUACCACGCGCAGAGUAACAAUUACGAGCCGCCGACUAACGCUAGCAGGCGUAAUCAUAACAAGGCUUCGCUGGCUAGAUCGAGUUUCCCCAAUAGAUCCAGCGCGACUAACAAAGACGGCAAAAGCUACGCGAAAGAGCAACGCGUGACAGAACGCGUGCAGAUCAAUACCAGAGAGAAGAUCGUGAACACACAACGGGAAACGGAGGAGACGCGCGUCGACAACGAAGGGAACGAGUACACGCCGGUGCCCGUGAAACAAUUGAUACAGGAAUUCGAGAAAACUUGCAGGCCGGUUCUGCAGUACAAGCAGAUCAGUCCCAAGGUUAUCCCGAUCGUCCAGCACUGCUCUCUAGAUAAUGACAUAGCGCGGUUCUUCGAGACUCGCAAUUCAGUCAAGUACAACGCCGAGGAGGAGCACAGGAGAGCGAGCGGUCAGCAAGCGUACGAGGACGCCAUGAAGCUCCAGGAUCACCGCAACAACGGUUACGUGUCCACCGACGACACCGAGUACACCAGCGAUGAGUCCGAUUCGCAAACGAACGAGUACGGCAGCGAGGAGAUCGUUUAUCGCGAGAAAUCGGAGUCGUCGAGCGCGAUGAACGGCGAGCAGGAGUACUCGUCGAUGUACCACGAAGAGUACACGAACCGGCGCCGCUCGGUUACGUCCCAGGAGGUCGAGGACUUCUGCGGCAACGUCGCCGACGAUAAAUACGUGAACACAGAGACUGACGUGCCAGUGGAAGCGAAAUCGCUGUUGCUCUCGAUGAUAGCCUCCCAAGAGGACAUCCUGCAGACCAUUAAACACUUGCGUAACACGCCGGUUCUGGACAAUUUGUUGCACGGCGUCGCUUCGCCGGACUUUAAGUUGAAUGAUGCUUGCGAUGAGGACGUAGGUAAGAAGCUGUACGAGAACAACGGUUACUCAGGACCGAAGCUGGGCAGCGUGUGCAACCUGGCGAAUUACAACACCGCGCCACGUGGCUGGGACCAGUCUCUCACGUACUAUCGACCGAUCAAGUUCGAGAAACCGCAGGAGAUCGUCUAUUCCGACUUUUAGGCGUAGGGUACAUUGUUAAAUCGACUUGGGCACUUGGGUAUGUUACCGACAGUGUAAAUAAUUUUCUUUGCCACUUCUCGGUUAUUCGUGUCAUUUGAAAUCGUGUAUCCAUUACAGAAGAAACACGUGUCGCAAAAUGUCGUUGAACAGUUGGAAAUUGCGACCGUGUUUGUAGGGUAAACAGAGAAUCUUUUUAGUGAACAAAGCGACGCGGUCUCGCGCCUGUCUCUUCGAUCGUGUCGCAGAUGGUUUUGGAUUUACUUUUUCCCCCUCGCCUGCCCGUUCUGUUCAUAUUUCCCACCUUCAACGAUCGUCCACGUCGAACAGCAAGAAUUCACUCGGAGAUCAUGAAAUCGUUGAAGUCCCACAUUGAGGGCCACGCAUCGCAUACAUAAUAUAUCCGCAAAUGUUGAAGCUUCGUUUUGUUUGGUGUACCUACCUCUCUCAUUCUGAACAUGUUGAUUUUUAUUUAUGCCGC
Messenger RNA from Nomia melanderi (Alkali bee), 3245 nucleotides. The record is from RefSeq and is a predicted model, not a curated record. NCBI's taxonomy places the organism in Eukaryota, Metazoa, Arthropoda, Insecta, Hymenoptera, Halictidae.